Molecule: messenger RNA, 957 nt
Organism: Diutina rugosa
Lineage: Eukaryota; Fungi; Ascomycota; Pichiomycetes; Serinales; Debaryomycetaceae
Exons: 1
Coding region: 1-957 (318 amino acids)
Source: RefSeq, a predicted model, not a curated record
AUGGCCAACUAUUACGAUCCGAAUACCGCGGAAUACUUUGACCCCGCUACCACUAGAAAAGUGGCGGUGGUCACCGGCGGCGCUGGCGGCCUCGGCUGGUACACCAUCCUCCACUUGUACCUCCACGGCUACGUGGUGUACAUGGCGGCGAGAAAUCCGGCUAAAGUGGAGAAAGCCAUCGCCGAUAUCAAGGAAGAGGCGGCAAAGAGGGCCAGCGACCAUCCCACGGGCGAGAUUCAUCAUGUGGAGAUGGAUUUGCUCCUGCUUCAGCUGGUGAAAGAAGCUGCCGAAACUUUGGCGAAAACCGAACCGAAAAUCGACAUUUUGAUCAACAAUGCCGGUAUCAUGGCCGUCCCCUACGAGAUCACCAAGGACGGCUACGAAAUCCAGUACCAGGUGAACUUUGUCGGCCAUUUACUCCUCACGACAAAGCUUUUGCCCAACUUGGAGGCGGCCCCGGCUCCCCGGGUGGUGAUGCUUUCGCUGAUGGGGCACAAGGCUGCCUUUAAAUACUUUGACCCCAGCGAUACCAUCAACAAGUGGCCUGACGCUGCCUGGACUUGGAUCCGUUAUGGGGUAGUAAAAGCCGCCGAGAUCCAAUACGCCAAGUAUAUGGCGGUUCAACACCCGCGGAUCCUCUGGAUCUCUGUCCACCCUGGUAUUGUUCCCGGCACCAACUUGUUUGACCCGUGGAAACAGGCUCCGUUGCUUGGUCCCAUCGUUGGAGCGUCGACCAGGUUCCUUGAUUCUACAGUGGGGGUAACCAACGAACAGGGGCUGUACUCGACGCUUCGAGCAGCGCUUGACCCCACUUUGCUGCCGGAAAAGGAUAACGGCAAGUAUUUAAACACUGGUGGUUCCGAGGCGACGCCGACCCUGGUGGCGAGCGACGCCAACAAUGCUAAACGGACAGUGGAGUAUAACCUUGAACAAUUGAAAGCCAAGGGCUUUUUGUAA